This is a messenger RNA of Manis pentadactyla (Chinese pangolin), 1223 nucleotides long. RefSeq names its product cell division cycle 37 like 1, HSP90 cochaperone (gene CDC37L1). The record is from RefSeq and is a predicted model, not a curated record. Gene Ontology annotation, cellular component: cytoplasm. The transcript has 7 exons. Bases 56 to 1069 code for a protein of 337 amino acids. Gene Ontology annotation, molecular function: heat shock protein binding; protein-folding chaperone binding. Gene Ontology annotation, biological process: protein stabilization; protein folding. NCBI's taxonomy places the organism in Eukaryota, Metazoa, Chordata, Mammalia, Pholidota, Manidae.
CCACUCACGCCAAAUCCGUUGGCAGUGGCGGUUGUAGGGCCCGGGACAGCGGAACAUGGAGCAGCCGUGGCCGCCGCCGGGACCUUGGAGCCUCCCUCGAGCCGAGGGUGAGGCCGAGGAAGAGAGUGGCUUGGACGCAUUCCCCAGUUCUCGCGGCUGCCCGCAACCGCCAGGCGGCGGCGCCCAGAUAUAUAGCCAUGGAAUUGAACUGGCUUGCCAAAAACAGAAAGAGUUUGUGAAGAGCUCUGUGGCGUGCAAAUGGAAUCUCGCUGAAGCUCAGCAGAAACUUUGUAGCUUAGCACUGCAUAACUCUGAGUCCUUGGAUCAGGAACAUGCCAAAGCACAAACAGCAGUUUCAGAACUGAGGCAACGAGAAGAAGAAUGGCGGCAGAAAGAAGAGGCUCUAAUACAAAGAGAGAGAAUGUGUCUGUGGAACAUGGAUGCCAUUAGCAAGGAUGUUUUUAAUAAGAGUUUUAUUAAUCAAGAUAAAAGAAAAGAAACAGAAGAUGAAGAUAAAUCAGAAUCAUUUAUGCAGAAAUAUGAGCAAAAAAUCAGACAUUUUGGAAUGUUGAGUCGAUGGGAUGAUAGUCAGAGAUUUUUGUCUGACCAUCCAUACCUUGUAUGUGAAGAAACGGCUAAAUAUCUUAUUUUAUGGUGUUUUCAUCUAGAAGCUGAACAGAAAGGGGCUCUAAUGGAACAAAUAGCACAUCAAGCUGUUGUAAUGCAGUUUAUUAUGGAAAUGGCCAAAAACUGUAAUGUGGAUCCAAGAGGGUGUUUUCGUUUAUUUUUCCAGAAAGCCAAAGCAGAAGAAGAAGGUUAUUUUGAAGCAUUCAAAAAUGAACUUGAAGCUUUCAAGUCAAGAGUCAGACUUUAUUCUCAGUCACCAAGUUUUCAACCAGUGACAGUUCAGAAUCAUGUUCCCCAUUCUGGUGUUGGAUCUAUAGGUUUAUUAGAAUCCUUUCCACAGAAUCCAGAUUAUCUUCAGUAUUCUAUCAAUACAGCUCUUUGCAGUUUAAACUCAGUGGUACAUAAAGAAGAUGAUGAACCCAAAAUGAUGGACACUGUAUAAUGUGGUUAAGACUGCUGAGGCCAAGUACUAUUUUGUUACAAGAAAGGAAGAACUUGGCUAUUUUCUCGACACUUUUAUGGGUGCUGCACUUUAUUUUUGUUCGGUUUUUGAUGGAAGGGAAAAAAAGGAGUACUGAAACGUUUUGUAAAAUUUU